Messenger RNA from Penicillium macrosclerotiorum, 264 nucleotides. RefSeq lists its product as uncharacterized. Lineage: Eukaryota; Fungi; Ascomycota; Eurotiomycetes; Eurotiales; Aspergillaceae. The coding region runs from base 1 to 264 and encodes 87 amino acids. The record is from RefSeq and is a predicted model, not a curated record. The transcript has 2 exons.
AUGUCGGCCAUCAGUUCUAUCAUGACAGGCUCGGGCCCCUCGCCUUUUUCAGCGUCGAGAGGCCCUGUUCGUUCUAGUUUGAUUAAGGUUGAUUCGGAUGAAACCCACUCGCACCUGCAAGUGGCACUACGAAACGCGUUUGACGUCAUCUGCCUAUUCCGCUGUAUCGCCCCUGCUGAUGGGGAUAAAGCCGCUCUGCGGGGAGCAUCCUCACCCGUUGAUUGGUCCACAGUUCAGAAGCGGUCUAAGAAUCACAUUGAAUGA